Messenger RNA from Callorhinus ursinus (northern fur seal), 1557 nucleotides. It is a transcript of the gene SERPINF1, whose product is annotated as serpin family F member 1. The record is from RefSeq and is a predicted model, not a curated record. Lineage: Eukaryota; Metazoa; Chordata; Mammalia; Carnivora; Otariidae. Gene Ontology annotation, biological process: negative regulation of angiogenesis; negative regulation of endopeptidase activity; positive regulation of neurogenesis. Gene Ontology annotation, molecular function: serine-type endopeptidase inhibitor activity.
GAGUGCAGGUCGCUUUAAGAAGGGAGUAGCUGUAAUCUGAAGCGUGCUGGGUUCUGGACUGGGAGGCGCAGGCUGGAGCCCCUCGGCAUGCAGACCUAGGCUGGCGAGCUGCUGCGGCACACCCACAGGGAAAGCAGCUCCUGGUCUGGCGCGAGUGUCAGGGCCCCAGGAUGCAGGCCCUCAUGCUACUCCUCUGGACUGGAGCCCUCCUCGGGCACAGCAGCAGCCAGGACCGUGCUGGCAGCCCACAGGAGGACUCCCCAGCUCCCGACACCACAGGGGUGCCCGUGGAGGAGGAGGACCCCUUCUUCAAGGUCCCUGUGAAUAAGCUGGCAGCGGCCAUCUCCAACUUUGGCUAUGAUCUGUACCGCGUGAGGUCCGGCCUCAGCCCCGCGGCCAACGUGCUGCUGUCCCCACUCAGCGUGGCCACCGCUCUCUCCGCGCUCUCGCUGGGAGCGGAACAGCGGACAGAAUCCACCAUUCACCGGGCUCUCUACUAUGACCUGAUCAGCAACCUGGACAUCCAUGGCACCUAUAAGGAGCUCCUUGCCUCUGUCACUGUCCCCGAGAAGAACUUCAAGAGUGCUUCCCGGAUCAUCUUUGAGAGGAAGUUGCGGAUAAAAUCCAGCUUUGUCGCCCCACUGGAGAAGUCCUAUGGCACCAGGCCCAGAAUCCUGACUGGCAACCCUCGCUUGGACCUUCAGGAGGUUAACAACUGGGUGCAGGCCCAGAUGAAAGGGAAAAUUGCUAGGUCCACCCAGGAAAUACCCAGUGGAGUCAGCAUUCUCCUCCUCGGUGUGGCUUACUUCAAGGGGCAGUGGGUAACAAAGUUCGACUCCAGAAAGACUUCCCUUCAGGAUUUCCACUUGGAUGAGGAGAGGACCGUGAGAGUCCCCAUGAUGUCAGACCCUAAGGCCAUCUUACGCUAUGGCCUGGACUCUGAUCUCAACUGCAAGAUUGCCCAGCUGCCCCUGACUGGCCGCAUGAGUAUCAUCUUUUUCCUGCCUCUGAAAGUAACCCAGAACUUGACCAUGAUAGAGGAGAGCCUCACCUCUGAGUUCAUUCAUGACAUCGACCGAGAACUGAAGACUAUUCAGGCGGUCCUGACCAUCCCCAAGCUGAAGCUGAGUUAUGAAGGCGAAGUCACUAAGUCCCUGCAGGAGAUGAAACUGCAAUCCUUGUUUGAUUCGCCAGACUUUAGCAAGAUCACAGGCAAACCUAUUAAACUUACCCAAGUGGAACAUCGAUCUGGCUUCGAGUGGAAUGAGGAUGGGGCGGGCACCAACCCCAGCCCAGGGCUCCAGCCUGCCCGCCUCACCUUUCCCCUGGACUAUCACCUCAACCAACCUUUCAUCUUUGUACUGAGAGACACAGACACAGGGGCCCUUCUCUUCAUAGGCAAAAUUCUGGACCCCAGGGGCAUUUAAUGCUCCAGUUUAAUGUUCAAAUAGCCUGGAAGAACAAAACCCUCGAGGGAUGGCAGAUUACAUUAUUACCUGAAGGCUGCCCCUACAAUGUUUCAGUGUAUACUUUGCAAUAAAAGUGCUUUAUCCUUAA